CAUAUUAUUAGUAGCAGUGAAUGAGAGUGGCGGCGGAAGGCAGAAAGCAGAGAGAAAAAUGGCGGUUCCGGGGAGAGGGAGGCGAAAUGGUGUGAUGGAGGAAGACGAGAACGAAGAUGAGAACGCUCUUUUCGAAGAAGAUGGGGUGAUGGAGCUUGAAUCCUUUACGCCUCCUCAUCUCCAAGCCCUAGCCUCUGCCUCUGAGCUCGGCGACGUUCACGCUCUCCGUCUCGCUCUUGAUAACUUAGAAGGCAGCAUUGAUCAACCAGUGGAAGAUGGGGACACAGCUCUCCAUCUGGCCUGUCUCUAUGGGCACCUUUCCUGUGUCCAGUUAAUUCUGGAAAGAGGAGCGAACUUGGAGGCCCAGGAUGAAGAUGGGGCGAUUCCUCUACAUGAUGCUUGUGCUGGGGGAUAUACGGAGAUAGUUCAACUUCUAAUUAAUAGUGCUAACAGCACAGAGAGCCUAAAAAGGAUGCUAGAAUCAGUUGAUGCAGAGGGUGAUACUCCUCUCCAUCAUGCAGCGAGAGGUGAACAUGCGGAUGUUAUAAGAUUGUUGCUGGCUUCGGGAGCUUCUCCAACAAAAGCAAACCUGUAUGGAAAGAUGCCCAGUGAGCUGCCGGAUCUAGACUCAGAAGCUAGGAGAAUUUUGGAAGAAGCUGCUAGUGCUGCUGUUGUGUAGCUGAAAAUAGUUUUUGUUUAUGGCACUCUAGCCGCUUAUGGUUUUCUUAUUUUAUUAAGAAUAACAUUGAAAAAUGUCAUUAUUAGUUAUAAAAAUGACAGUUGAGGAUGUGUAAAGAACAAACUUUUGAAUAUACGGGAGAUUUAAAAGUUAAUAUAUAUUGUUUUUAAUAAUUA
Messenger RNA from Ziziphus jujuba (common jujube), 855 nucleotides. RefSeq lists its product as uncharacterized. The coding region runs from base 59 to 679 and encodes 206 amino acids. NCBI's taxonomy places the organism in Eukaryota, Viridiplantae, Streptophyta, Magnoliopsida, Rosales, Rhamnaceae. Gene Ontology annotation, molecular function: protein binding. Gene Ontology annotation, biological process: positive regulation of protein catabolic process; protein ubiquitination. The transcript is spliced from 6 exons. The record is from RefSeq and is a predicted model, not a curated record.